AAAUAUGAACUGCAAAUACCCUCUUAUUUGGUUUGGGAUUCUGAAGCCCUCUGGCGUCAUGUUCUCUGCAAAGAGACUUUUCUCUCUUUUAUCUCUCACAUGAGAUUCAAGAGAAGGAAGAAGAGGAAAAUGAAAAGGACCUACAAAAUAAAAAGCUAAAAAGAGAGAUAAAGGGACAAGGAAUGAAGGACGACUGGCUUGCAAGAGUCCUUCGCCUUUUGAUUCUCUAGUCCAGGUUCGGUGCCAGGACCUCUCUCUCGUCCCCAGAGAUCAACGGUGGAUGUUCGAGGAGUCCAAAGUCAAUGGCCUGGCUUUGCACGUUGCAACAUUGUUAUGACUUGACUCUCAUUGUUGUUGUUGUUGGGAGUUUUUGGGAAUCUUGUUAAGAGAAAGAAUCUACGCUUAAAGCACCGACGGUACUUCCUACGACCAUGUCCGACAAUUAAAAAGACGAGAGUAUGCCGCCUAGGCAACGUAAGCCUCCACGUCGCUAUAGAGAUGAGGGAUCGAUACAUGGAAGUGGCGGUGAAGCACCUCCACCUCCACCUCCACCAGCCCAUCCUCUACCCAUGCCUGACUUGGGACAGUUCGUGGCAGCCUUGAUGGAUGCCAUACCUAGACGAGCUGAGCGAAACGAAGUGGUGGGUUGUUCAUCGACCACUUUCUUCAAGCAUAACUCACCUUGGUUUGAUGGGAGUGAAGGACCUAUGGCUGCUGACAAUUGGGUCUCCAACUUCCAAGACCUUGCUGAUACCCUCAGGUGCACUGAUAGCCAAAAGGUCGAUUAUGUAGGGUUGAAGUUAGACGGAGAAGCCCGACUCUGGUGGAAGGCCAUAAAAGAACUCAUCGCCGAAGAGUUAGGGCACGGAGUUCCCAUUCCAUGGGAGCGAUUCAAGAUGGAGUUCAACAAUCGCUUCUUCUCACGAGCAUAUAGACAACAAUGUGCACGAGACUUCCAAGACCUAAAGCAGGGGAACAUGACAGUUGAGCAAUACUUAGCUGAAUUUCUGAAGCUGUCAAGGUUUGCUCCUCACUUUAUUCCUGAUGAAGAAACCAAAGCCGAGAGGUUCCGUGACGGUUUGACACCGGGGAUUCGUGAGAGGAUUAUUUUCCUUGAGGUCACCGAUUACUUCAAGAUGGUGCACACUGCUACCAUGGCUGAAAAAGGGAUUCGUGAGGCAGCUGCAGACUAUGUAAACAGGAAGCGGUCGAUAUCCACUUGGACAUAUUCUUCUCCCCCACCAUCCAAGAGGCAUGCUCCGAGAAGUAGUACUGGGCCUCAGGGAAGAAAUAGCACUACUACUAGCCUAGGUAGUGAUAACUGCCCACAGUGUAGCAAAUGCGGGAAGUCGCAUAGGGGAGAGUGCAGACUGGGGACAAAUACGUGCUUCAAGUGUGGCAAGACUGGCCACUUUGUUAGAGAGUGCACACAAGCAAGUAUGGGAAGAGGACAAGGGUCGCAGACAAGCGUCAAUCAACCAAGGCAAGCAGCUAUUUGCCAUUAGUGGAAUUUGCUUAUAAUAACAGUUUUCAAGCAACUAUUGGCAUGGCACCGUAUGAGGCAUUGUAUGGGCGCAAAUGUCGAUCGCCUUUGUAUUGGGAUGAGGUUGGCGAGAGACAGCUGUUGGGGCCUGAAUUGGUGCAAGAAACGAAGGAAAAUA
Molecule: messenger RNA, 1661 nt
Organism: Alnus glutinosa
Lineage: Eukaryota; Viridiplantae; Streptophyta; Magnoliopsida; Fagales; Betulaceae
Exons: 5
Coding region: 459-1505 (348 amino acids)
Molecular function (GO): nucleic acid binding; zinc ion binding
Source: RefSeq, a predicted model, not a curated record